GCAUCAAAACCUAACCCUAAGAUCUCUUUCAUUUCUCUUGCGCUGCUCUUCUCUGUCAGUUUAACAACAAUCUGUUGAAGAUGUCUAUCAGCGAGAUUGCUUGCACAUACGCCGCUCUUAUUCUAUUCGAUGACGGCAUUCCUAUUACGGCCGAGAAAAUCGCCACUCUAGUUAAGGCAGCCAAUGUUUCAGUUGAAUCUUACUGGCCAAGCCUAUUCGCUAAGCUUGCUGAGAAACGUAACAUUGAAGAUCUCAUCAUGAAUGUCGGAUCUGGUGGAGGUGGUGCAGCUCCUGUUGCUGCUGCUGCUGCUGCUUCAGGUGGCGCUGCUGCCGCAGCCCCUGCUAAGGAAGAGAAGAAGGCUGAAGUCAAGGAAGAGAGCGAUGAAGAAGAAUUCGGAUUUGACAUGUUUGGUGAUGAAUAGAAGCUUUAAUAUUUAUGAGUAUUGUAUUUCGAAUUAUGGUACUAGUGAUUGAUUCUCUGAACAAUUCUAUUUCUGUUAAAUCUUGUUCUAGAUAUUAUUGCAUACAGUUUUAUGAACUAAUUAAUAGUUUAUCUCCUUGAGGUUUUGCACUAA
Molecule: messenger RNA, 575 nt
Organism: Impatiens glandulifera
Lineage: Eukaryota; Viridiplantae; Streptophyta; Magnoliopsida; Ericales; Balsaminaceae
Product: 60S acidic ribosomal protein P1-like
Exons: 4
Coding region: 81-422 (113 amino acids)
Biological process (GO): cytoplasmic translation; translational elongation
Cellular component (GO): cytosolic large ribosomal subunit; ribosome
Molecular function (GO): structural constituent of ribosome; protein kinase activator activity; ribonucleoprotein complex binding
Source: RefSeq, a predicted model, not a curated record